This is a messenger RNA of Paraphaeosphaeria sporulosa, 1274 nucleotides long. RefSeq names its product glycoside hydrolase family 27 protein. The record is from RefSeq and is a predicted model, not a curated record. Lineage: Eukaryota; Fungi; Ascomycota; Dothideomycetes; Pleosporales; Didymosphaeriaceae. Gene Ontology annotation, biological process: carbohydrate metabolic process. The transcript is spliced from 4 exons. Gene Ontology annotation, molecular function: hydrolase activity, hydrolyzing O-glycosyl compounds. The coding region runs from base 1 to 1215 and encodes 404 amino acids.
AUGAGACUUGAGUUGGUUUCUUUGACAGCGGCUUUGGGCUCAUCUGCUCAUGCUGCCGUUGCUGGAGAGAAACGCCUGAACAAUGGUCUCGGAAUUAAACCUGCGCUGGGAUGGAAUAGUUGGAAUGCUGGCCAAUGCAAUGCCGCAUCCGCCAAGUUUGCCCUUGACACCGCAAACAAGUUCGUCUCCUUGGGCCUCAAGGAUCUCGGCUACGAGUACAUUGUCAUCGACGACUGCUGGAGCACCAAGUCGCGUAACUCCUCAGGCUACCUCGUCCCAGACCCUUCAAAGUGGCCCAAUGGUAUCAAGGCGGUGUCGGACCAGAUCCACAGUAUGGGCCUCAAGUUCGGUCUAUAUGGCUGCGCCGGCACAAUGACUUGCGCUGGUUACCCAGGUUCCGAGGGACACGAGGUUCAGGACGCAAAGACGUUGGCAAGCUGGGGGGUCGACUACUGGAAAUAUGAUAAUUGCUACACGCCAUGUAACGGGGGGAGGGUGCAGACCUGCGGGUCGCCAAUCGGGAACACGCGGACUUGGAUGACCACUAUGGGAAAUGCACUCCAACAGAGCGGUCGAAACAUCUUCUACAAUCUUUGCCAGUGGGGUAGGGACAGUGUUUGGACAUGGGGUGCCAGUGUGGGCAACACAUGGAGGAUGAGCACGGAUAACUGGAACGACUGGGCUAGUGUUGUCCGGAUUGCGAGCGCCGCGGCGGGAAUCAGCCAAUACUCAGGUCCCGGAGGCUUCAAUGACUUAGAUAUGAUGCAAGUUGGCAACGGGAAGUUGACUCCCGCGGAGGAAAAGACCCACUUUGGGCUGUGGGCCAUGUGCAAGUCUCCAAUCGUCCUGGGCAACGACCUGAGCAAGAUCUCAAGCGCUACUUUGGCUAUCGUGAAGAACAAGGAUCUACUUGCGAUUAACCAAGACUCGCUUGGCAAGGCCGCGACUACGUUCAGGCCUUCCGGAGCUGCCGCACCCGUCUCUGGACAGCUUUACCCCUACUGGGCCGGACCCCUAAGCGACGGCGUUGUCGUUGGUUUGACCGCCGCCAAUGGGGCGGCGACUCUGUCUGUUAACUUUAAGGACGUACCUGGGCUCGGCUCUGGAAGCUACAGCUGGAAGGAGCUCUACUCCGGCCAGACUGGGACUGGCACUAGCGUGUCAUUUAAUCUUGCCUCUCACGAUAUGGUUGUGUUGAAGGUCAAGACGAGCUAAGCGGAUUGGUUCGGCUUCACUCCCACAUGAGCGCGGCCGUGGACAAUGUAGUUGUAUGC